This is a messenger RNA of Penicillium salamii, 1068 nucleotides long. The record is from the annotation of a GenBank genome assembly. Lineage: Eukaryota; Fungi; Ascomycota; Eurotiomycetes; Eurotiales; Aspergillaceae.
AUGGCCAUCACAACACAGCCCAAAGCCGCCCCCACCAGGCUAUUGCUCGUUUCAAUCCCCCGCACGGCGUCUAAUCUUCUUCUACGAGUCUUAAACGUCCCCAAGCAGCCCAACCUGCUUACCACCCCCAAGGGUGGUUACUUCUUCUACUCAGCGUUCCUCGACUCUACCCAAAAUGGCAGUCUACAAAACCGACCCGCGGACCAGUGGACCGAGGAACAAAAGGACUCGGUAAAGAAGAGCUGCCAGACUUGCUUCGACGGUUUGGAAGAAUGGUCCUCGCGGGCCGAGCAAAACGAACAAGUGAUGUUCACCAAAGAACACGCCUAUUGGUUAUUCAGUCCAGCCACGUUCCUGAAGUCGACUACCGGCGAACAUGACGAGGAAUUCUUCAAGGCGUUCCGCAUUCAAACCCCCGAGAAAUACGGUAGCACCCAGACUUACUCUCCUUCGAACGAAACUAUGUUCUCAGACGAAUACCUCCGUACAUGGCAGAUGUUGUUCAUCAUCCGCCACCCAGCGCUCGCAUGGCCAUCCAUGUACCGCUCAAUGCAGAAGCUCGGAGACCAAGGGAUCAUUGACGAUGACGGCGUAAGAGGCACAUCAGUAACAAACAUGAGCAUGCGAUGGACUCGCUUGCUCUACGACUGGUGUCUUGAGCAGCCGGAUGUGCCUGUCGCCCCACCUGUCGUCGAUGCUCACGACCUGAUCCACAACCCGGAGGUUGUUCUUCAAAUCUGCGAGAAAACCGGACUUGACAAGAGCGUGGUGCAGUUUGAAUGGCCUGACAAGACCGAGAAGAAGUCCCAGUACUGGGCGUGUCAUAACCCCAACGCAGAUGAGAAUGAGGUCAAGUUGCAUCAGUCGGCUGCCGGGGUGAUGCUCUCGACACUGGAGAACUCUGCUGGAAUUGUCAAGGAUAAGGCUCCCAAGGCUAUUGACAUUGCGGCAGAGGCAGAGAAAUGGAAAGAAGAGUUUGGAGCAGACGUUGCCGACUUGAUCGAGAAAUGUGUGCGUGAUUCCAUGCCUGAUUAUGAGUACUUGAAGGCUCGACGAAUCACUCCGUGA